Messenger RNA from Papaver somniferum (opium poppy), 2188 nucleotides. Its product is annotated as integrin-linked protein kinase 1-like. The record is from RefSeq and is a predicted model, not a curated record. Gene Ontology annotation, biological process: protein phosphorylation. NCBI's taxonomy places the organism in Eukaryota, Viridiplantae, Streptophyta, Magnoliopsida, Ranunculales, Papaveraceae. The transcript is spliced from 12 exons. The coding region runs from base 406 to 1881 and encodes 491 amino acids. Gene Ontology annotation, molecular function: protein kinase activity; ATP binding; protein binding.
UUCUUCAUCGUCAUCCAUUUCUUUUUUCCAGCCCCUAAUCUCUCUGGAUCAAACAAAUUUUCGUCAAAAAUAACAAAAUCAUUUUUUCUAAUUUCUUAAUUUGAUUUCUCUAGCUUUUUUUCUCCCAUCUCUGAUUUUUUUCAAUGACAAGAUUUUCUUGAUUAUCAUCAUCCCCAGCUCGUCGUAGGGCUUCACCAGAGCUCUCGAUCGAGCUCCUUUCUCAAACACAAAUUUCUUGAACCCUGAUUUUGAUCAAAGUUUAAGCUAUUAUCAUCUCUUUAGUUUCUCCGAUUUCUGUAAAAGAUAAUGUAAAGAAGACGAGAAAUUAAUUUUUAAUGGGAGAGGAUUGAAUUUUAUUUUAUUUUAUUUUGGGUGGAUGAUGACGAAGAGGAGAUAUAAUAAUAAAUGAAUUCAGAGGAGCCAAAUUAUUUAGUAUCUCCGCCGCCGACGGACGAAGAAGAAGAGAUGGAGCUGGCAGCGCAAUUAAAACGGGGAAUAUCCCGGCAAUUCUCCACCGGAUCGAUGAGGAAAAGUGGGAAAUUUAGUUUUAAGAGGCAAUCAUCGUUAAACCCGAGAAUUAAUACAUUGCGGUUUAGUUUCGGGAGGCAAUCGAGUUUGGAUCCGAAUCGGAGGAAUUCAUUUCCUGAUGAACUCACUGUUCCUGAGAAUCUUGACUCGACGAUGCAAUUGUUGUUUUUGGCUUGUCAGGGUGAUGUGAAGGGUGUUGAGGAAUUGUUAAAGGAAGGGACGGAUGUGAAUAGUAUUGAUUUGGAUGGAAGGACUGCGCUGCAUAUUGCUGCUUGUGAAGGCCAUGUGGAUGUUGUCAAGCUGUUGUUGAGUCGGAAAGCUAAUAUUGAUGCUCGUGAUCGGUGGGGGAGUACGGCCGCUGCUGAUGCCAAAUAUUAUGGCAAUACAGAGAUUUACAAUAUCUUGAGGGCUCGAGGAGCCAAAGUUCCGAAAAUCAGGAAAACCCCAAUGGCAGUAUCAAACCCUCGGGAAGUUCCAGAGUACGAGCUGAAUCCAUUAGAGCUGCAGAUACGGAAGGGAGAUGGUAUUUCAAAGGGCACGUAUCAAGUGGCUAAAUGGAAUGGGACAAAGGUUGCUGUCAAAAUACUCGAUAAGGACGGUUAUACUGAUCCUGAUGUAAUAAAUGCCUUCAAACUUGAGUUGACUCUGUUAGAGAGGGUGCGGCAUCCAAAUGUGGUUCAGUUUGUUGGAGCUGUUACUCAAAACAUGCCCAUGAUGAUUGUUUCAGAGUACCAUCCAAAAGGUGAUCUUGGAACCUAUCUACAAAAGAAAGGACGUUUGUCACCUUCAAAAGCUUUAAGAUUUUCUCUCGAUAUUGCAAGGGGAAUGAAUUAUCUCCAUGAAUGCAAACCAGAUCCCAUCAUUCAUUGCGAUUUAAAGCCAAAAAAUAUUUUGCUGGAUAGUGCGGGUCAGCUCAAGGUGGCAGGAUUUGGUUUGAUAAAAUUAUCAAAAAUAUCACCUGACAAAGCAAAACUAGCACAUGCAGAUGCCUUUGAUGGUCCAAGUUCAUACAGGGCACCUGAAAUUUAUAAGGAUGAAAUAUUUGAUAGAAGUGUCGACGCAUUCUCAUUUGGUCUCAUUCUUCAUGAGAUGAUUGAAGGAACACCCCCUUUUCAUCCCAAGCCUGUAGAUGAAGUUGCAAGAAUGAUAUGUUUGGAGGGAAUGAGACCACCAUUAAAGACAAAAUCAAGAACAUAUCCGCCGGACCUAAAAGAGUUGAUUGAAGAAUGUUGGGAUGCAGAAUCUGUGGUGAGGCCUACUUUUUCUGAGAUUAUCGUGCGGCUGGACAGAAUAGUUGCCAACUGCUCCAAGCAUGGAUGGUGGAAAGACACCUUUAAGCUUCCUUGGAAAUGAGUAAGGAAGUCGUAAUUUGAUACGAAGAAUGGAACAAAACCAAAACGUUUCAAGUGGCCGAUGAACUUCCAUAAUCAUACACAGGUUUUGGGAAAAUUUGUUGUUGUUAUUGUUGUACUAUUUUGUUUUACUGUCUUGAAUCGAGAACGAAAUAUCAUGUGAAAAAAAUAAAAAGGGCAUAAGAUAAAAUUAUAAUCAGCCUUUUUCACUGUUUCUGAAGGAAAUAUAAAAGCUCUUUUGUAUGUAUAAUGUGUGAGAUGACUUCUGUUUAGAUACUUCCUCGGCAUCUAUAAAAUAAUUCAAGCAC